AGCCAGUCAACAAACCGGCUCGAUCCGAACAGCGCAACCGCAUUAAAAUGUCGCAGAAACUCCAAUCCACUUUGACGACGAGCGUGACGCUCCUGGAACAAUUUCAGGGUGCCCUUGCCUCCUCUUCCAGCGAUAUUUCCUCUUCCACCGACCUCUCCGCAAAAGAUGCUUUACCCCUCCUCUCCGCCGCGUCGACGACCCUGAAAUCGCAAGCCACCAAGCUCUCGCUCCUCACGAUUACUUCUCCCUUCACCCCCUCUGCUGCCACGAGUGUUAUCAACGCCUUGAAUGAGUCUGUGCUGCCCUCCCUGGUCGCCGCAGCACUCCUCGUCACCCCGGCCCAUCACACCAAGGCGUUCCAAUCCGAAGUGCAUGCUCUGACCCAAACAGCACUGAAAGAGACGACAGUACUACUCCAGGAGGUCCAGACGGUUGCGAACAAGGCGGAGGAUGCUCAGAAGAAGGAAGGCGGCUUGUCGCAAUCAGAGAAGGAUGCGGUCACGGUGGCGGCUGGGCGCUUGUGGGACUCCUGCGAUGUCCUGAUUGAUAUCGCAGCGAAGGGUGUGGUCGGCUUUGUGGUUCGACGUGUGGAGGAAUGGAGAGAUCUUGUACGGGAUGCGGUCCAGGAGAUCGAGGAGUGGGAUCCCGAUGAGGAGGGCGAUGACUUCUUCGAUGACCUUUUGAGCGAUGACGGGAAGGGCAAGGGCGAUGAGGAUGACGAGGAGGAUGAAGAAGAAGAAGACGAAGAUGAAGAGGAUACGGCAGCUCUUCAUGAGCAGAAGAAGUCGGCUCUCCGGAUCCUGAAACCGGUUUCGCAGAUAUACCCCACCAUCACGGCCAACCGACUAAAGAAAUCUUCCGAUUCGCCGUCACUCGUCGGCAAGCUGGAAGCCUUGAUGAAAUAUCUGCAGCAGAUUCCUGGACAUAUUGACGAGGUGGCCGGCGCGUUGUACGAGGCGAACACAGAGAAAUCCCUCGAAUACAUUCGCAAGACAAAGGAUUGCGCCGUCAAGGCCGUCGACCUAGCUAGUCUUCCCUUGGAGAUGACUGAUUCUGCCGAUGCGCCGCAAGAGAAGGAGGACAAGUUCACCACUUGGGCCAGGACUUGGCUGAAGGUCAUGGACCAAGUUAGCAAGUCUGUUAUCGAUGCGACGCAGUGAAUAGGCAUGCGCAACACCACUCAUAUCGGAUUUUCAUGGUAGGUCCUUAAGUUAUAUGUUUAUGUAGCAGCAGUGAGGUCUUCCCGGGAGAGUACAUAGUCACGAUUAGGUUGCGAUAUAUUAGAUACCAAUGCUUUGUAUGUAUGU
This is a messenger RNA of Aspergillus eucalypticola CBS 122712, 1307 nucleotides long. RefSeq lists its product as uncharacterized. Gene Ontology annotation, biological process: regulation of cell cycle. Gene Ontology annotation, cellular component: nucleus. The record is from RefSeq and is a predicted model, not a curated record. The transcript has a single exon. Lineage: Eukaryota; Fungi; Ascomycota; Eurotiomycetes; Eurotiales; Aspergillaceae. Bases 48 to 1160 code for a protein of 370 amino acids.